UUCCGUCGCUCCGGCGGCGACUUUGCACGAACGGGCGGGCAGUGUGGAUGGCGCCCAGUCUGCCGCACCAUGCCUUCCAAAGGCUGCUGCAGCGCGCGCAGCGUGCUGUGGUACCUGAUCUUCUGCGGCUGCGUGGUCAACUUCAUGGUGACGACCAACAUCAACAUCGCCAUCGUGGCGAUGGUGCGGCCGCGGCGCAGCAACGCCACGGAGGUGCUGCCCGCCGCAGUGCUCGAGUGCGGCGUCGCCGCCUCCGCCUUCUCGGCGCGCAACUCCACGUCCGCCGGCGCGGAGCUGCUGGCGGCCGACAAUGCCACCGACGGCCUCGCAGCGACCACGCAGCACCCCGACGUCCUCAACGUCUCCGUUGUCGAUGAAGAACAGGCGAAACGAGCAAUGGAGCGGCGGUACCCGUGGGACGAGUACCAGCAGGGCCUGGUGCUGGGCGGCUUCUUCUGGCUGCACUGGGCCACGCAGAUCCCGGGCGGCGUGCUGGCGCAGCGCUACGGCACCAAGCUCGUGUACGGCGCCAGCAACGCCGCCAUCAGCGUUCUCUGCUUCGCCAUCCCCGCAGCCGCCGCCGCCGACUACCGGCUCGUCGUCGCCCUGCGCGUGCUGCAGGGACUCAUCGCGGGGCUGGUGUGGCCCGCCAUGCACAACAUCAUCGCUGCGUGGAUCCCGCCCGCAGAGCGCAGCACCUUCGUAACAGCAUACACAGGGGGCAGCAUGGGCGUGGCGCUGACGUUCUGCCUGGGCGGCGUGCUGGUGUCCGCGUGGGGCUGGCCGUCGCUGUUCCACGUGACGGGCGCGCUCGGCGUGCUGUGGUUCGCCGCCUGGUGGCUGCUCGUCUACGACACGCCCGCCAAACACCCCCGCAUCUCGGACCGCGAGCGACGACACAUCGCCGACGCGCUCGGCGCCUCCGUCUCCACCAAGAGGCCGCGGACGCCUUGGGCCAGCAUCGCGACGUCGUGGCCGCUGUGGCUGACGGUGGUGGUGCACUGGGCCAGCAACAUGGGCAUCUUCACCCUCAUGACGCAGGCGCCCACUUACUUCAAGUACAUCCACGGCUGGGACAUGGGCAUGACGGGCAUGCUGUCGGGGCUGCCGCACAUCCUGCGGACUCUGUUCGGCUACGGUUUCUCGCGCCUCUCGGACUUCCUGCUGAGCUCCGGACGCGCCACGCACACCGUCGUACGCCGCAUCGCCACCUUCGUCUGCUGCCCGGUGAUGGGUGUUGUGACGCUGGGCCUGGCGUUCUGCGGCUGCCAGCCGGUGUGGGCCGCCGUGCUGCUGGCCGCCGCCACCGCCGUCAGCGGUGCCAUCUCCUCGGGGCCGCUCGCCAGCCUCGUCGACCUCAGCCCCAACUUCGCAGGAAUCCUGAUGGGCGUCAGCUGCACCCUCGGCUUCACGGCAGCCUUUAUAUCGCCGCUCAUCGUCAGCGUGCUCACCUACAACAAUCAAACAACAGCACAGUGGCAGCUGGUCUACAUCGUGGUUAGCGUGCUGCUGGCUGCGCCAGGUGCUGUCUACACCUGCUGUGCCACAUCCGAGCUGCAGCCCUGGAACUCCACCACUGCACAUGAACGUAUGCAUACUCAGGUGCCACCAGCAGAGCUGCGUGCACUUACCAAGCCGGACGACGACUCCAAGGAUGCCGCCGGUGCCUAGCAUCUGCUGCUGACUGCUGCCACUGCUCUUCCUACCACUCCCUCUGAGGGAGCAACAGAUUUGCCUGGUUUGCGUGUGAUCAGCUUGUCAGAUGCACGUGGAUAUCAGUAUUAUCUUGUGAAAGAUGCUGCACUCAUUUUAGGACUGGUGCUUUCAGUGUUUCUCUCCUGAAGCAAGUGCUGACACUGCAUUUCAUCCUGAGACCAGGCUCAUUUUCUUGUACUGGCAGAGUUCACUUAAUUAUGAGAUAUGGAUUUUGCAGUGUUUUAAACAACAGUCUGUCAGUUAGUCUAAUUUUGUUUAGCUUUAAAUACAGACAAUUCAUUAAAAUAAAUUAAUAAUUUUACAUACUUGUUCUUUGCUUCACUGAAACUAUACCUUUCACUGUUCCUGUACAGUAAGGGCUGUUCAGAAAGUAAUACAAAUGUAGUUACCUCAAAUUAGUGGAUACAUGAGGAUAUUUAUAGAUACUAUUUUACAUAGUUAUCACUCAUUAAAUCUUCUGCAUGUAAAUACCGUUUACUUUUGAGCCAUUUUUCCAGUUUUGUCUCCAUAUUUUGAGUCGAAUCACGUUUCCACUUCCAAAUUUUAUUUCUAAAUUUCAGCCCCAUAUAAUGUGGAGUUAUUAAUGCAGGUUCAUGUUGUGGCUAUGUGACAUGCAAGUUGAUCUUUAUCUAGUCCAACACUGGUGCAAGAAGUAGCUGUACUCACAAAGCUGUGGGUUCCUCUUUGUGUGAAAAUGAGUCUCGCAUACAUGGUGAUGUGCAUAACUUUUUUGUUUAAAAUUACUUUUGAUCCAAUAAAGACAUUUAUAAUCUGUUCCCACACAAAUGAACAGUUGUCAUGGGUUCAUGAAAUGAACAGCAAUUUAUUCUCACAACUUCACUAAUAACUGAGUUACAGGCAUCAAGGUCUUUCUUUUUAAUGGAACUAUGCUAUUUUUUGGUUCUAGAAUAGGAGAUCUCAAUGAGAGAAAUUCACUGAUAUAAUUCUUUUAUAGGUUUAACAGGAAAUCAUGGGGUAAAAAGAUAUUGAAUUUAGGGAGUUUUGCAUUGUUGUUGCAGCCACUGAAUGGCCCACCACCUGGAAGUUUUCCAAUAAACUUGUGUCAGCAGCUUAAGAUUGAAGAUGUAAGACCUUACAAAGAUUUGAAUAUGUUUCAUGCCAAAGAAAAUGUUACGUCCUGAAGUCAUUUAGCUGGCAUUGAGAUGACAAAUUAACUUUUGUGCCGCCGACAAUGUUUAACAAAUGGUGAGAUCAAUGAAGAUUCCUGUAAACUUCUGAAUGGUGGCCUAUUGACAGUCACAUCCCCAGCACAAAAAAACUAUUUUUACUUUGUGAUUUCUUAUUAUAUCAAGAGAAAAAGUUAUAUCACAGAAUUUGUCUUACAGAGAUUUGCUAUUCUACUGCCAAAAAGCUGCAUAGUUCCAUAGGAAAAGAAAUUGAUGUCUGUAAAUAAAAUUACAAGAAUGCAUUGUUGUUGUUCCUGCUCGCCAUUCACCUACAUGAGAACUGAUUAUAAUGAAUCAAAAGUAAUUUGAUGUGAAAAUGUUAAGUGCAUCACACUAUAUAAUGUGAAAGUAACACUAGAUUUAGCUUUUCUAAUAAAAGUUUGUAAUGUUUC
Schistocerca gregaria is the source of this 3295-nucleotide messenger RNA. RefSeq lists its product as uncharacterized. The transcript is spliced from 10 exons. Gene Ontology annotation, molecular function: transmembrane transporter activity. Gene Ontology annotation, cellular component: plasma membrane. The record is from RefSeq and is a predicted model, not a curated record. The coding region runs from base 70 to 1671 and encodes 533 amino acids. Gene Ontology annotation, biological process: transmembrane transport; monoatomic anion transport. NCBI's taxonomy places the organism in Eukaryota, Metazoa, Arthropoda, Insecta, Orthoptera, Acrididae.